AAGCAAAUCCAGAGAAAUUCAACAGCCGAUUUAGAAAUAAAAUGUUUUAUGCAGGGGCAGCCUUUACAGACUUUCUGCAAAGAAGCUCAAGAGAUUUAUCCAAGCAUGUUAAAGUUGUGUGUGAUGGUACAGACCUGACUCCAAAGAUCCAGGAGCUGAAGUUCCAGUGUAUAGUGUUUUUAAACAUACCCAGGUAUUGUGCUGGCACAAUGCCCUGGGGAAACCCUGGAGAUCACAGAGACUUUGAGCCUCAGCGCCAUGAUGAUGGCUACAUUGAAGUCAUUGGGUUCACCAUGGCCUCACUGGCUGCUCUCCAGGUGGGUGGUCACGGAGAGAGAUUGCAUCAGUGCCGUGAGGUGACACUUUUAACAUACAAGUCUAUUCCCAUGCAAGUGGAUGGUGAACCAUGUCGAUUGGCUCCCUCACUCAUUCGAAUCUCCUUAAGGAACCAAGCCAACAUGGUGCAGAAGAGCAAGAGGAGAACAUCCAUGCCUUUGCUGAAUGAUAUCCAUAAAGUGCAGUCUGCUGACCUGAGGAGAGUUUCAGCUCCCCCCGAUUCCUUCACUGUCCCUCAUUCCAUCCCAGAUCGCCUGCGGAUCAGAGUAAACAGGAUUAAUUUACAAGAAUAUGAGGGGCUACAUUACGACAAAGAAAAACUCCGGGAAGCUUCCAUUCCUCUAGGAAUUAUAGUUAUACGAGGAGAUUGUGACUUGGAGACCUGUCGUAUGUACAUUGAUCGUCUACAAGAGGACCUACAGUCGGUAACUUCUACUACACAGAGAGUUCAUUACCAGGACCAGGAAAGCUCUUUCCCCAGAGUACUUUCUGUUCAGAAGCUCUCUCCUAGAUGGUGCUUCCUAGAUGCAACUUCUGCUGAUCGUUUUUACCGCAUUGACAGAUCUCAGGAACAUUUGCACUUUGUGACGGAAAUUUCGCAGGACGAGAUUUUUAUUCUGGACCCAGAGCUGGUAAUGUCACAGCAGGUGGGGACGCCACCAGGAAUGCCUGAUCUGGUAGUGGAGCAGGCCUCUGGAAUAUCAGAUCGGUGGAACCCUGCAGUUCGAAAGAGGAUGCUGAGCGACAGCGGCCUCGGCAAGAUUUCCCCACACUACGAGGUACCUGACAAACAAAAGGACGCCAGCCAGACACAUAUGCUGCAGUCACCGGUCUCUUCAGAAGAUCAAGCACUUUUACAGGCAGUCAUAGCUGGUGAUCUGCUGAAGUUCAUAGAAUGCUGUAAAAAAGGAGCCAAUUUGUUAAUGCAAGGACCGGAUCACUGCUCCUUGUUGCACCAUGCUGCCAAGACUGGGCAUGGCGAGAUUGUGAAAUACAUCCUGGAGCAUGGUCCAUCUGAAUUACUGGACAUGACAGACAGUGAAACGGGUGAGACAGCAUUACAUAAGGCAGCCUGCCAGCGCCACCGUGCCGUCUGCCAGCUCCUGGUGGAUGCGGGAGCCUCUCUGAGAAAGACGGACUCCAAGGGUAAGACCCCUCGUGACAGGGCUCAGCAAGCUGGUGACCCAGAUCUGGCCUCCUACCUGGAGAGUCGACAAAACUACCAAAUGGUUUCCCACGAGGAUUUGGAGACAGCAGUCUGAUGUCUGAAAAUGUCGAAGAGGAUCCUCGGAAAUCGCAAGGCUGCACCUGAGGCACUCGGGCAUCAUGUGAAGAAGAAGCUGAUGGAAUCAACGUGUCUCUCACUCGCGUGGAAAAUACCUGAGGACAUGCCACCAGUUUCUAAGGGCUACUGAGUCUUGCCACGGAACAGUUAGGUUCCAUAAGUUAGCCCAUGAUGGAUGAGGCGAGACACUCAAAGGUCUGUGGAAUCCAUGGGCCACGGAAAUUUACCUUUAUUGCUUCCAGCAAGUAGCAUGAACUUCUCCCAUGUUCAUCUGUACAAUUUAUUUAAAAAAAAAAAAAAAGGAAAGAGAAUAGAGGGUGUGGAGGAACAAAACUGGGACAUUAAAACACCCACCCAGGCCCUCCUCCAUCCCUAUAGUUUCCUGCAUUCCUUUUAUUCUCCCAUUCCCCUCACUUCUCAUCAGUUAAAUAAUACCUGUUAU
Balearica regulorum gibbericeps (East African grey crowned-crane) is the source of this 2063-nucleotide messenger RNA. NCBI's taxonomy places the organism in Eukaryota, Metazoa, Chordata, Aves, Gruiformes, Gruidae. The record is from RefSeq and is a predicted model, not a curated record.